AUGGUGUCCCUAACCGAAGGUCAGAAAGCGACUCUGAGUCCUGAAGCGGUGGAAUUUCUCACCAAGAUCCGCCAUCCUCCGCUAGCAAAUACACUUUCAUCUUUCAUAACAUCACCAUGUCGAGUCCCAGGCUUGCGCCAGGGCUUUGGGGAUAAGACAGCUCCCGGUGAAGCUCAGCUCAUUGAGAAGCACAAACUCCAGAUCAAUGAGACUCUCGUUGCUGGGGUCUCAGUUGUCAUAAUUGAACCGCCAAUCAUCAAGCCUGAGAAACAGAAGAAAAUACUGUUCAAUGUCUUUGGAGGAGCUUUCAUCAUGGGCAGCCCCCGAGAUAGAGCAGCAUUGACUGUGGCGGUUGAACUUGGUGUUCGCGUCUACUCUGUCGACUACACCAAAUCUCCUGAGGCCAAGUACCCGGAGGCUCGAGAUCAGUGUCUUGCUGUAUACCGGGAGCUCCUCCAAAACGGCCCUCCAGGUUCUUCUCCUGUUGAUCCGUCUGACAUUUACGCCAUGGGAUGCUCUUCAGGUGCGCAGAUACUCGUCUCGAUGCUUCUUGUGGCGAGACAGAAAGGUCUUCCUAUGCCAACUGCUGGGAUGUACCUCUGCACACCUGCACUCGACUUAAGUGGAGCUGGCGAUUCUAUGGUCUUUAACUCUUUGGGUCGCGAUAUCAUGCCUGUUAGCCUUCUCACCGGUAUGGUGUCCCAGAACUAUGCUCCCGAAGAAAUCGAUGUGACGGAUCCUCUUUACUCGCCUAUCUACGCUGACUAUGAUGAGUCUUUCCCGUCGACAGUUAUCACAGUCGGGACGCGAGACUUUGCGCUUAGCCAUGGGAUACGGUUCUAUUGGAAGUUGAGGGAAGCUGGUGUAGAGGUUGAACUGCUGGUCUCUGAGGGAAUGUGGCAUGGCUUCAAUUGGGACCCGGUGAUCCCGGAGUCAAUCAGGGCUCGUGCUGCAGUGAUCAAGUUCCUGGAGGACACACGAUAG
Molecule: messenger RNA, 984 nt
Organism: Fusarium redolens
Lineage: Eukaryota; Fungi; Ascomycota; Sordariomycetes; Hypocreales; Nectriaceae
Product: Alpha/Beta hydrolase protein
Exons: 1
Coding region: 1-984 (327 amino acids)
Molecular function (GO): hydrolase activity
Source: RefSeq, a predicted model, not a curated record